AUGUCAUCCAUACGACCAGAACUAAAAUCAGUGGAAUUUUACCCUCCAGAUAUAAAUAGCAAAGGUAGUAUUUUAAAAAACAAACCUAUGGAAUCUCUAAACAAUAUGAGAGAUGUUGAAAGUAUAAAAAAAAUAAGUUACAUAAGCACCGGCGGAAAUAAUAACCAACUAUAUGAAAAUGGAAUGUUUUUUGAUGAAAGAAAAAGAGAAUAUAUGCCUAAUAAUGAAAACAUUUCUGCCAUAUAUGAAAAUAAUAAUAUGGAAAAUAAUGUAAAUAUGAAUGUAAACGUUAAUGUUAAUGGUAGUAGUGUGUUUAGGCCCGUUGACCUGGUACAUACCAUACAAGAGAAAAAAAGUUCUUACGGAAAUAAUAUGUUCGACUAUAAUAAUAUGAUGGAUUAUAACAUGAACAAUAACAUGAACAAUAACAUGAUCGAACAUAACAUGAACAAUAACAUGAUAGAAUAUAACAUGAACAAUAACAUGAUCGAACAUAACAUGAACAAUAACAUGAUCGAAUAUAACAUGAACAAUAACAUGAUGGAAUAUAACAUGAACAAUAACAUGAUCGAAUAUAACAUGAACAACAACAUGAUGGAAUAUAAUAUGAACAAUAACAUGAUGGAAUAUAACAUGAACAAUAACAUGAUUAAUAAUGAUAGACAUUUUUCUGAGAUGAACACAGAUAAAAAUAUCUAUCCUGUAAAUAGCGUGGUUAACGAUGAAGGGAGUUAUGGUUAUGUAGAUCCAUUGGAAAAUUUGUUUAAUACAAAUAAAUUUAAAAUAAAAAAAAUAAAAGACACUAGCAGCAUUAGUAAUGAUUAUAACAAUAAAAAGAACUUAACUAACAUUUUGCCUUUUGAGAAGAUUGUAGAACAGUGUGAUAUUAAUAAUGUGAUAUCAAACAAAUUCGUUCAAGAUUUAUAUAAUCAUCAAAAUGUAUAUGAUGAAAAUAAUGUGGUUAUGAAAGGAUUUAAAAAAGGAGAAUAUAUGGAUGGUAUAUCAUCAGUUCCUUUUUUAAGUGAUGGGAAAAGUAUAGUAUAUAAUAAAAUGAAAGAAAAUGAUGAGCAUCUUGAGGAUCAUAAUUAUCAUCUUCAGGAUAAAGCUUAUAUGGCAUCAAGGAAUUCUAGUGUUAAGAGAAGUUCAGUGAAAUCGAAUAAAUUUGACCUAGGUAAUAAACAGAAGAGUGAUGAUAACGAAAAUAAUAUGGUUGGUAAAGAUAUUGAUAACCACCAAUAUAACGAACAUUUCAACAUGAAUAAUAAUAAUAGUAAGAACAAUAUUGAUGGUAUUCGUAAUAUGAGCCAUUCCAAGGGUGUGAUCCCCUCAGACAUGACAACAAAUAAUAUUCCCAUGCAAGAUAUUAGAAAUAGUUACUAUGAGAGUAAAAAGAUAAAUGAUAAUGUAAAUCAUGUAAAUCAUGUAAAUCAUGUGAAUGAUGUGAAUGAUGAUGAUCAAAAUGUAGUGGAAAAUAAUGAAGGAGAUAAAGAUAAUAAUUUAUUUGAGGUAUAUGAUUAUAAUAAAAAUAAAAAAGUUGUAUAUUAUUCUGUUAAAAAUCAUUAUGAUCCUUAUAAAGAAAUGUGUAAAAAAGAAAAAGAGAGUUAUUCAAUAUAUGAUAAUAAAAUAUAUGAAAAUGAUAUAUAUGAUUAUUUAUUACAUCAAUAUGAACAAAAUUAUGAAAAUAUGUUUGAUCAACGUAAUUCUAAUAAUAGUAAUUUAAUAAACGAUAGAAAGGAUAUUUUUUAUAAUCGUAUGAAUUUAAUGUAUGGAGACAAUCAUUUGGGAGAUUAUAACUACAAAAAGGAUAUGGUCAGAAAUUCUUACAAUAAUAAUAAUAAUAAUAAUAAUAAUAAUAAUAACAUUGAUGUUAAUAGAUAUAAUAGUAAGGAUGGUACGAGAUGUAGAGCAGGGACCCUUAAUCAAAAUGGUAUUCAUACAAAUAAGGAAAAUGAAUAUAAUAAUAUACCAAGAUAUACAAAUUAUAAAAGAGAAACAGAAUUAUAUGAUAAAAUUUUAUACGAUUAUAAAUUAAAUCAACAUAAAUAUCCAUCUUAUUUUCAAAAAAAUAUAAAUGAUAAAACUUGUGAUAAUGUGAAUGAUAAAAAUAGGAAUAGCAACAUAUCAAAUUUAUAUAAGAGGAACACAAAAAUUUGUAAUUUGUAUAAUGAUGAUUUAUUAGAUAUAUAUAAAUAUUCUACUGAUAUAUAUACACCUAAACCAAAGUUAUUUGUAUAUACUUCCAAAGAUAAUUUAAACACAAGAAAUCAAAUUCAUAAGAAUGAUAUAAAAACAGGAAAACAAAACGAUACAAAUAACAUGUAUGAUAAAGAAAACUUAAACAAUGAUCUUUUAACUAAUAAAUAUACUUUAAAAAUUAAUAAAGAAUUUAAAAAGAUAUUUAAAAAAUUGAAAUAUAAAAAUACUGUAGUUAUUAGUAAUAUAGGGAAAAAAUGUGGCUCUUCUACCUUUUCAAAUUAUAUUAUUAAUGAUAAUGAAAUUAAUAAAUUUACAAAUGAAAUCAGUACAGAAGAAAAUUGUAUAUAUGCAUAUAUUACAAGAAAUCAAAAUAAAAUUAAUUAUCUUUAUUUAGAUUAUGAAAAAAUUACUUCCCAACAAGGUCUAUAUUCUAAUGAAAAGCAAGGCUUACAAAAUAAUAUAAAUAAAUUUAUAACGCUUUCCUUCUAUUUUUCGAAUAUAGUAAUUUUACAUAUAAGUAAACAAAAUUGCUUAGAUAUGUUUUAUGUCUUGGCUUCUUAUUAUGAUAUAAUAAAAAACAUUAGAGAAAAUCUGAGAAAGAGAAGAAAGAAAUAUGAGCAGCUGCAAAGUGGUAAACACGAAGCUGAUCAAUUUGAUUUGAAGAAUAUGAAAAAUGUACUUUCUCCUAAGGACAAUCACAAGAGUAUAAGUAAUCACACGAGUAAAGAUAAUCACAAGAGUAAAGAUAAUCACAAGAGUAAAGAUAAUCACAAGAGUAAAGAUAACCACAAGAGUAAAGAUAAUCACAAGAGUAAAGAUAAUCACAAGAGUAAAGAUAAUCACAAGAGUAAAGAUAAUCACAAGAGUAUAAAUAAUCACAAGAGUAUAAAUAAUCACAAAAGUAACGAUAAUCACGAUAGUGAUAAAAAUGAGGAAGACAUAGAAAAUGAUGAGGAAACAUUAGAUAUAAUUGACGGCGAAACAAAUACAAAUUUGUCAUCAGAUGUAAGUGAAGACGAUUCCUCUAAUACAGAUAGCGAAGACUCUGAUAAAGACAAUUUUGAUGAGAAUAAUUUUUCUUUACCAUAUUUUAUAUUUGUAUUAAGAGAUGUAAAUAAGGAAGAGUUUUCCAAAAUGAACUUACAAAAUGAUAGUUUGUUUAAUGAGGAAGAUUCGAAUAUGAAUGGAAAUAUGAAUGGAAAUAUGAAUGGAAAUGUUAAUGGAAAUGUUAGUGGAAAUAUGAAUGGAAAUAUGAAUGGAAAUGUUAAUGGACAUGUUAAUGGAAAUGUUAAUGGAAAUGUUAAUGGAAAUGUUAAUGGAAAUGUUAAUGGAAAUGUUAAUGGACAUGUUAAUGGAAAUGUUAAUGGAAAUAUUAAUGAGAAUAUGAAUAAUCUUUUUAAUGACUGUAUGUAUUAUAAUCAACAUUAUAACAACAAACAUGAAAAUAAUGUUAAUGGUAAUAAUAAUAAUAUUAAUAGUAACAAUAAUAAUAAUAAUGGUAACAAUUUUCAUUAUAGUUAUGGUAAUUAUUCAUAUGAUUCCUUAGCUAGACAAUAUUUAGAUUCACUCAUAAACAUGAUAAAUGACGAUGUAACACAGAAAAAGGUUCAAUGUAUGUUAAAAUUAUUAACAAGAAAAAACAUUUUCAUGUUACCAUCAUUAUAUACAAAUGAUAACGAUUAUAUUAUAAAUGAAGAAUAUAUGAAGGAAUUAAGUAAAAUAAAAAAAGAGUUAUAUAUCCAAGGGAAAACAAUAGAUAAUAUGUAUAAAAAUAAUGGUACGUAUAUAUAUAAAUAUAUAAGUAUGUUAUUAUAUACAACUAAUAAUGAUAUUUUUUAUACACCAAAACAAUUACAAAAAAAAAUAGAAAAUUUUGAAUGUAAAAUGUUAUAUAAUGUUCUUAUAGAUAAUUUCUUACUUCAUAUAAGAAAAAAAAUUGAAAAUAAAUUACCCAUGAAACCUAAUAUGUUUUUAACUUUAAUCAAUGAUUUAAAGAUAGAGUUUAUUUUAACUUUUGAAAAAUUUGCUAUUGGAAAUAUAAGAAUUAAAAAAAAAUAUAAAAACCAAUUAUAUUCUGAUAUGGAUGUUAUAAUAUUAAAAGCUUAUAAAGAAAAUAUAGCAUUCAGUUGUUUUAGUUUUUAUAAUAUUAUUGAUCAAAGAAUAAAUACUCUACAAAUUUAUGAGAAGAUUAAUAAUUUUAAGUAUGAAAACUUUAGUCAGCUACAAAUCGAUCUAGAUCUUAUUAACGACGGGAAGGUGGAUAAUCUUAUAUAUAAUGAAAUCUUAGGUAUAAAAAAGGAGGAAAUAUUUACACACUUCAUCAAUGUUUAUCAUGAUAAUCAAAAAGAUACAAGUGAUGUGUUGUGUAAUACGGACUUAGCGGAUAACAAGCAAAAAAAAUCGUAUGCUCUAUCAAAAGAAAAAAAAAGCCUAACGCAUGCAAAUAGUAGAACACAUGAAAAUAAUGAUAAUAAUAAAUAUAAUAAUAACAAUAGUAAUAAUAAUGAUACAUCUGAUACAUUAAGCGACACGGAUAAUAAUAAAAAGUAUGAAUACCAAAAAAGUAAAAAAAUCUCGUCGACAUAUUUAGGAAUAGACAAAAACAACAACAAUAAUAAUAAUAAUCAUAAUAAUAAUAACAAUAAUAAUAACAAUAAUAAUAAUAAUUAUUAUAAUAAUCUUAAUAAUUAUGGUAAUCCAUUGUUAUAUGGAAACAGUAUGAAAAAAAGCAAAAAUAAAUACGAAGGGAAAUUUGUAAAAUAUGAAGAUACCAUAAAUCAAGAUAAAGAUAAUGAUGAUAUUUCUUUUAAAGAGUUCGAACAAAAUAAUGAGAAGAAAAGUUCGAAAAUAAAUACAUAUAAUAAUAAUUCUUAUAGAAGAAAAAGUACAAAUGAAAUGUAUGUCAAUGCUGAUGAUUCUUAUUUUUAUCAAACCAAAACAAAAUUACCAAGUAAGAGUAAUAAUAAUAAUAAUAAUAAUAUCAACAGAUCAAUCAGCUCAUCCAAAAAACCAUAUCAAAAAUUUAAAUCUGAUCUAGGUUUAAUAUAUGCAAGGAAAAAAAAAGUACACAAAUAUAAUCAUGUACCCAAAAAAUAUUAUAGUGUAGAUUAUUCUAACGAAAAUAAUGAAUAUAUACAUAAAAAUUCGGUACUAUAUGAAAAUGUGAAUAGUUCAGAAUUAUUCCCAGAAGAAGGUGUAGAUAUAUACACAGAUGAUGAUAAUGUAGAAGAUGAAUACAAUCAAGAAGUAAAUUACAACGCCCUACAACAAAAUAAUAAAUAUCUAUCAUCAAAUAGUAGAUUAAAUAGUAAAAAUGAUAAAUUAGGAAAUCAUUCCAAAUCUAAUAUUUCUAGAAACAUAAGUAAUUCUGCUAUGGAAAUGGUAAAUUUGAAAGAAAACGAUGAUGAUGAUGAAGAAGAAGUAGAAAAUGAAGAUGAUGAUGAUAAUAAUAAAAUUGCGUUUAUUAAAAAAAAAGUCUCUAGUAAUUUAUCUAAUAUAAAAGAUAAAUUAACCUUUCAUGAAAAAAAUUAUUCCGAAAGUAAAAAAUCGAGUCAAACCACCUCAAGGAAGAAAACAAGGAUGAGUUGUCUACCAAAAAAAAAAAGUUCAAAAUGA
Molecule: messenger RNA, 5811 nt
Organism: Plasmodium reichenowi
Lineage: Eukaryota; Apicomplexa; Aconoidasida; Haemosporida; Plasmodiidae
Exons: 1
Coding region: 1-5811 (1936 amino acids)
Source: RefSeq, a predicted model, not a curated record